AUGUCCCAACCCCGCAUUGCAUUCAAGGCCGGACGGGCCUUCCGUCGCGGAGGCUCAAACUGGGUUGACCCGAACCCCACCAAGGGCGCCAUUAUACUCCAAGACGGCGACGAUGGCUUGCUACACUUUAUCUGGAAGAACCGCGCGACGGACAACGUCGAGGAGGACCUGAUCCUCUUCCCUGGUGAUGCAAGCUUCGUCAAGGUAUCACAAUCCGCUUGGGGCAGGACAUACGUCCUCAAGUUUUCGUCCUCGGACCAGAGGCAUUUCUUCUGGAUGCAGAACGCCGAUUCGACCCGCGACGUGGAAUUCGUAGAGAACGUGAACCGCCUGCUGGCCGAUCCAGAAACCAUACCAAUAUGGGCUUCACACAACCCCCUCCGGCCGGCCGGCCAAUCAAGCACGCAGGCCACUCCAGCUGCGGGCCCUUCGCCCGCCCCGGCUCCUCAGCUAUCCUCGUCUCAGCCUGCUGCAGGCUCGUCUACUGAACGCCAGCCGACGACUGAAGAGCUGGCUCAGCUGCGGCAGAUUAUGGCCUCCAUGGGUAGUACAGCGACCAGCGCCCCAGACUCAACCACCCCAGACUUCCUCCUGCAGGACAUCCUCACGCCCGCGAACCUCCAGCCGCUCUUCCGCUCGCACCCCGAGCUCAUCCCCGCGCUGUUCCCGCACUUACCCCCCGACCUGCCCGUCGAGCCCUCGCCUGAGGUGCUAGAGCAGAUCAUCGCCUCGCCGCAGUUCCGUUCGGCCGUGCGCAGCUUUGACGUCGCGCUCUCGACGGGCGCGCUGCAGGGCUUCGUGCGCGCCCUCGGCCUGCCCGAGGAAGCGGGCAACGGCUUCGAAGCGUUCUUGCGCGCCAUCCAGGACCAGGCGAACCUUGACCAGGGUGGCAGUGGCGAGCGGAUGGACACCGAUUAG
Molecule: messenger RNA, 918 nt
Organism: Phanerochaete carnosa HHB-10118-sp
Lineage: Eukaryota; Fungi; Basidiomycota; Agaricomycetes; Polyporales; Phanerochaetaceae
Exons: 6
Coding region: 1-918 (305 amino acids)
Biological process (GO): ubiquitin-dependent protein catabolic process
Cellular component (GO): proteasome regulatory particle, lid subcomplex; cytoplasm; nucleus
Molecular function (GO): ubiquitin binding; proteasome binding; endopeptidase activator activity
Source: RefSeq, a predicted model, not a curated record